Messenger RNA from Menidia menidia (Atlantic silverside), 6133 nucleotides. The record is from the annotation of a GenBank genome assembly. Lineage: Eukaryota; Metazoa; Chordata; Actinopteri; Atheriniformes; Atherinopsidae.
CACACACACACACACUCACUUGACUUUAGGGACAAAUUGGUCAAUAUUUGACCGGAGCGCACUUGACUGGAGGGCAAAAGUUUUUUUUUUAAAUCUAUUUUUGAGGAGGGGGGAUUUUGAACUUGGACACAAGGACGAAGGCAAGUUUCAGUUUUUUGUUUGUUUGUUUUUGCUCUCAUUUAAAAAAAAAUCACAGGUGGAUACCAAGCAAAAGGAGGAAAUAGCUUUUUUUUCUUAUUUAUCGUUGGACUUUUGGACUUGAACUGGGCGAGACCACACUAAGAGGAAGGAGAUGAGGAGAUGGACGCUAAAACUCUCGGCGGGCCUCGGCCUUCUGGCUGUCCUGCUGAACUUCUGCUAUGCUGAAGAGAACUACUGCUUCGCUUCACGGUCCAAGACCUGUUCGGAGUGUCUGCAGGCUGGCGCAGGCUGCGCCUACUGCCCCGACGAGACCUUUAAGGGCCCUCGGUGUGACCUGUAUGCUAACAUCCUGGCACACGGCUGCAGGGCUGCCACCAUCAUCACAGCCAAAAGCAGCAUGUCCAUAGACAGAAACCAGGCCAUCGACACCAGGAUCCAGCAGUCGCAGGUGUCCCCGCAGGACGUGACCAUGACCUUCCUGCCCGGAGAGGAGAAGCUGCUGGAUGUCAGCGUGUUCGCUCCAGUCAAAGGUCCUCUGGAUCUUUACAUUCUGAUGGACUUCUCAAACUCCAUGGCUGACGAUCUGGACAGCUUGAAGAGCCUGGGCAACAAGCUGGCUGCCGUAGUGGGAACGCUCUCAGAUGACUACACCAUCGGAUUUGGAAAAUUUGUGGACAAAGUGAUCGAGCCCCAGACUGACAUGAGACCCGAAAAACUUCAGAAGCCGUGGCCAGACAGUGACCCUCCCUUCUCUUUUCAAAAUGUCAUCAAGCUGACAAAUGAUUUGAACUUCUUCACCACCAAGCUCAGCAAGGAGAAUAUAUCUGGCAACCUGGACCCGCCCGAAGGAGGGUUCGACGCCAUUUUACAGGCUGCCGUGUGUAGGGAUCAGAUAGGUUGGCGGAAGCACAGCACACAUCUCCUGGUUUUCUCCACUGAGUCGGCCUUCCACUACGAGGCCGAUGGCGCCAAUGUGCUGUCCGGUAUUCUGCCCCGCAAUGACGAGCUCUGCCACCUGGACUCACAGGGCAAAUACACAGAGGCCACGAAGCAGGACUACCCUUCGAUACCCACGCUGGUCCGUCUGCUCGGGAAACACAACAUCAUCCCCAUCUUCGCUGUCACAAACCAUUCCUACUCUUACUAUGAGAAACUCCAAAGGUAUUUUCCAAUUGCUGAGGUUGGUGUUCUGGAGGCCGACUCAGCCAACAUCCUACAGAUCAUGGAGACUGCCUUCAACAAUAUCCGCUCGAAGAUGAGCAUCCGAGCAGAGGACCGGCCAAAGGCUUUUCAGGUUCAGUUCUUGACCAGUGGCGGACAAGUUGCAGAGUACGGCGCCUUUGAUGUCAAGCCUGGAAAUAUUGGUAAAUUCCAGAUGCGGCUCAAAGCGCACCGAAGCAUCAACAAAGAGCUUGUCUGUGGGAUGAAUGAAGCUGACAGAGAGGGCGUAAUGAGGGUCAAACCUACCACCUUCAAUGCUGCCGCCAACGUGAAGGCCUCCAUUUUAUGUCCGACCUGUGACUGUGAGCAGACCCCCCUCCCUAAAGCAGACAUAUGCCAUAAAAACGGGGACUUGGUGUGUGGGAAGUGCCAAUGCUCUGACGGCUGGCUGGGGAACUUCUGCAACUGCUCGGCGAGCGCCUCGGCUCUGGACACCAGCCAGUGCGUCAUGCCCGGGUCGAAGGAGCCCUGUUCGGGCCGCGGGGACUGUCUGGCAUGUGGAACCUGCGUGUGCCAUCGUCCAGAUCAGUUUGAAGGGCCCUACUGUCAGUAUGACAAAACCCAGUGUAAAAGGCACUCCGGCUUCCUCUGCAACGAACGGGGGUCUUGUGUCAUGGGGCAGUGUGCGUGUACAGACGGCUGGGAGGGCGACGCCUGCCAGUGUCCUAAGAGCAAUCAGACCUGCCUGGACAACAAAGGGACUGUCUGCAACGGGCUGGGGAAGUGUGUGUGUGGCCGCUGCCAGUGUCAACAUGUGUGUGAGGUGACAAGAGCCUGCGCCCAGUGCCAGGCCUGGAAGACGGGGGAGAAGAAAGAUGCGUGCGACAGCUGCGUCUUCAAGGUUGUUAUGGUGGACGAACUGAAAGAACGAGAGAAGGUGCUUGAUCUGUGCUCCUUCCGCGAUGAGGAGAACGACUGCACAUACCAAUACACAGUUGAAACCAACAAAGAUCCAAACAGUAAAGAGCUGAUGGUUGAGAUGCUCAAAGAGAGAGACUGUCCUCCUGCCAGCCUGCUGUGGCUGCUGCCUCUGCUCCUGUUCCUGCUGCUGCUGCUGGCCCUGCUGCUGCUCUGCUGCUGGAAGUACUGCGCCUGCUGCACAGCCUGCUGGCAGAGGUUUCUCGCCCUGCUGCCUUGCUUGAAUAAGGGUCGCAUGGUCGGCUUUAAGGAAGACGAGUAUUUGCUUCAUCAGUCUCGCCUGACCUCGGACCACCUGGACACACCGAUGGUGAGGACCGGCCCACUGAAAGGAACAGACGUGGUUCGCUGGAAGGUCACAGACAACGUGCACCGCGGAGCCAACCACCCCCAGGCUCUGAUCAAACCAAACCCAAAGGAGAUGAUCAACUUCCCGGUCUCUGUUCGACUGAACAGGCUGUUCUCCGAGAAUAACUUCCACCCAGAGUCCAGAGACACUGAGCAGCUUCGCAAAGAAGUCGCUGAUAACCUUAAUGAGGUGUACAAGCAAAUUCCCGGGGCACAGAAAGUGCAGCAGACGUCCUUCAGGAAUGACUACACCAUCAUGGACACAGUCUUGCCUGCUCCUCGCUGCAGUUAUCCAGACAUACUCAAAGUCACUGAGAAGAAUGUCCAGUCUGGAAACCUGCAUAACCUCAAAGUAGUGCCAGGCUACUACACUGUAGCCACAGACAGAGAGGCCGCCGGUGCCGUGGAGUUCCAGGAGGGAGUCGAGUCCCUAGAUGUGCACGUGCCGCUCUUUGUCAAAGACGAGGACGAUGACAAGAAGCAGCUGUUGGUGGAAGCCCGGGACGUGCCGCUGGGGAUCGCGGAGAUCGGAAAACGGAUGGUCAACAUAACCAUCAUCAAAGAGCGCGCCAGCAGCAUCUUCUCAUUCCUCCAGCCAAGCUACACAUACAGCAGACAAGAUGGAGUGGCCAAAAUCCCAAUCAGCAGAGAGAUCAUAGAGGACGGGCGCACGCAGGUCUCCUACCGCUCACAGGAUCUGUCAGCCAAGGACAAGAAGGACUAUGUGACUGUGGAGGGAGACCUGAGUUACGGCCCUGGUGAGACUCAGAAAACGGUCAAUGUUCCCCUGCUGGAGCUGGGCGAGAAAGACGGCCUGUUGGAAGACAAACUGCCCAAACAGUUUGCCAUGGACCUCAGCAACCCACGGCAGGGAGCCAAGCUGGGCCGCUACCCGAGAACCACGGUCACAAUCACGGACCAGCCGGAACCGAGCGUGGUGAUGUUCAAGAAGGCCACCCAAAACUUCACCACCACAGACUCGGCCUACACCAUCCCCGUGGUCCGCACUCGCAACCCGGACAGCGCCGCCACCCUCAAAUGGCGCUCCAAGAAGGCUCAGCGCUUUGAGCUUUCCGGCCCUCUCAAGUUUGGCCCCGGAGAGACGGAGAAAAACAUCGUGAUCAACCCCACCGCGCACCCCGGCCCCAUCCUACCAGAAAGCUUCCAGCUGGAGCUGUGUGACCCAGGCAGCAACACCUCCCUCGGAGAGAGGAGAACCACCCUGGUCAAUGUCACAGAAGGAGCGCCCAGAUCCCCAGAGAAUGCCCAGAUGCAACAGAUGGGCUUCAUAAACCAAAAGGCCACCUCCCCUGGAGGUUACCCUCUCACCCCAGAAAACCUGAAGGCCAAAGCAACUGGGCCCAGAAACAUCCGUCUGAACUGGGACCCGGCGCCGGGGAACCCGCUCGGGUACAAGGUAAAGUAUUGGAUCUAUGGCGACCCGGAGAAAGACGCCCAGGUCUUAGACGUGAAGACUCCUCAGGCCGAGCUGACCGACCUGUAUCCGUACUGUGACUACGAGAUGCGAGUGUGUGCCUACAACGCGCUGGGAGACGGCUAUGAUACCGACAUCACCUCCUGUCAGACACUGGAAGAUGUGCCUGGGGAACCUGGUCGACUGGCCUUUAAUGUUAUCAGUCCAACUGUCACUCAGCUCAGCUGGGCAGAGCCCGCAGAGACCAACGGCAACAUCACAGCGUACGAGGUCAUCUACACGCCCAUAGACGACGAGCUGAAUCCGGUUGGAGCCCCUAAGAAAGUGAUGAUCGACAGUCCUAAAAAACGAAUGCUGCUCAUCGAGAACCUCAAGAGCGCGCAGACCUAUCAGUACCAAGUCCGUGCCAAGAACAGCGUGGGCUGGGGUCCCUUCAGAGACGCCAGCAUCAACCUGGCAUCGCAGCCCGCCCGACCUCUGUCCAGUAAGGCUGCUCAAACCUCCCCGCAGGGCUCCACGGCCACCCAGCCCCCUCGGGAGAGAUUAAUUUCUCUCUUUCUGUGCCCAGUUCCCAUCAUUCCAGAUGUGCCAAUUGUGGACGCUGAGGCCGGGGACGAGUACGACAGCUACCUGAUGUACAGCAAUGAUGUGAUGAAGUCACCGACGAGCUCCAAGACGCCCAGCGUCUCUGGUGAUGAUUACAUGAUGAAUGGGAAGUGGGACCAGAACUUCCUCUUCCCGGGGGGGUCGCUGACACGCAACAUGUCGGCCUCGUCCUCUCCCAUGUCCACCCUGAGCUCCACCUACAUGGGGGGAGGCCGCUCCGAGACCAACAACACCUACAUGGGGGGAGGCCGCUCCGAGAUCAACACCACCUACAUGGGGGGAGGCCGCUCCGAGACCAACACCACCUACAUGGUGGGGCAGGGUAAGGCGCGCGGCCAGCCGGGGGCCAGCCAAGGUCCAGCCAGGGACCAGCCGGGGACCAGCCGGAUGUCCGCUCACUCUCCGUUCACUCUCCCUUCAGGAGGCAGGCAGGGCAUGAUGGGAGGUGGAGUCCACACCACUGACGUUAUCAUGAGGAAGCACUCCAGAAGCUACACCGAUGAGAGCAUCCGGGACUCCAUCGUCAUGGCGGAUGUGUCCAGCAAGUUCCCAGAUCUAAGCGGGUUCGGCUACGCUGGGAUGCAGAGCAGCUCUCAGCAGGGCUACAGCCUGUCUGCGGGCUCCAGGGCCCGGACCCAGUCCACAGACGUCCACGAGGCCCUGUACAGCCUGGACAGCGUGCUGCAGGAUGCGCGCUUCUCUCCGGGCGUGCCGGAGACGCCCAGCCGGCUGGUCUUCUCUGCUCUGGGGCCGACGGCCCUCAAAGUCAGCUGGCAGGAGCCCCACUGUGAGAAGGACAUCCUGGGCUACUGUGUUCUGUACCAGCUGCUCAGCGGAGGCGAGACGAAGCGCAUCACGGUGACCAACCCGGCCGAGAACUCGGUCCACAUCCAGGACCUGCUGCCCAACCACUCCUACCUGUUCAAGGUCAAGGCCCAGAGCCAGGAGGGCUGGGGCCCCGAGAGGGAGGGGCUCAGCUGGGACAAGCCCCGCCAGCCCGCCGGGGACGUGAUGGGCUACGUGGUCACCUGCGAGCAGCUGCACGGGGGCGGGGACGUGCGCUCCUUCCAGGUGAACGGCGACAGCGCCGAGACCAGUUUGACCGUUCCCAACUUGACCGAGAACAUUCCAUACAAGUUCAAGGUCCAGGCUCGGACCACGCAGGGGUUCGGCCCAGAGCGGGAGGGCAUCAUCACCAUCGAGUCUCAGGAUGGAGGUGCCUUAUCUCAAUAUAACAGCCAAUCAAUGACGAGGAGAGACGUUUUCCACAUGCCAACAGAAGUCACGACACAAAGCAGCGUCUCGCGCACCCUGCUCAACGACCCGCACUUCUCUGACGGGAUGAUGGUGACCAGGCAGCACACGGAGACUGGCGGCAUGGUGACCCGGCAGGUGACCCGGGAGGUGGUCCAGAGGAGCGUCGUGGGGGGCUCCACCGUCACCAAGAAGAUGUUCUAUGAGACC